This is a messenger RNA of Purpureocillium lilacinum, 306 nucleotides long. Lineage: Eukaryota; Fungi; Ascomycota; Sordariomycetes; Hypocreales; Ophiocordycipitaceae. The record is from RefSeq and is a predicted model, not a curated record.
AUGGGCGGAUCGGCAGUGAGCGGUGGCGGCGCUCCACCACCUCGGGCUGGCGGAUUGGACCAGACGGGCGGACGGGGUGGCAUUGGCACUGGAUCUGUGGGAUGCGGGCAUGCAAGCUUGCAGGAAGGAGAGACGAGCGCGAGCCAUGCCGGGGCACGCAGAGAGCGGGGAAGCGAGGGGGGGCUUUUUGUGCGUGUGCGGGUGCGCGUACGAGGUGGUGAGCGUUGUGAGCAUUGUGAGGUGGACGAUCUACUUGACGGGUUGCCGAGGACGGAGCGCUGUCGCGUCGGGUGCUGCAGAACCUAG